GUGCAAGUUAGGUGGCCCCAUGAAAGCCUGUGUGCUGCUGCAGGAGCUGUUUGCUGCACCCAGGAAGGGCUGCAGGCUGGGGAGAGAGAAGGAACAAGGCAUGAAGAUGGCAGUGCUGCUGUCACAGGCUGUGCCCAGCAGCACCUCUGGCAGCAUGGAGACCCAGGAUAAGGAAACAUGCAUGGGGAUCAAUAAUCAAAGCUACAUAUGUGAAACAGGUCAUUGCUGUGGACAAUCUCAGUGCUGUAACUACUACUAUGAGCUAUGGUGGUUUUGGCUGGUCUGGACAAUAAUUAUAAUCCUGAGCUGCUGCUGUGUGUGCCAUCACCGCCGUGCCAAGCACCGCCUACAAGCGCAACAGAGGCAGCAUGAGAUUAACUUGAUUGCAUACCGCGAAGCACACAGUUACUCAUCGGUGCCGUUUUAUUUCCGAUUUUUGCCAAACUACUUGCUACCUCCUUAUGAAGAAGUGGUGAACCGACCACCAACACCACCCCCACCGUACACUGUCUUGCAUCAACAAUGUGUUAUUGCGUGUUCCAGCACAGUAGCCGCAGAGCCUUCACUUGGUGUCCAGCACAGUCAGCCCAGUUCUCCAGCAGCGUCAAGUGCAAGCAGAACAAGACCGUCCAGUGUUGUAGAUUGUGAGCCUGCAACAGCAUGUCUAGAACGAGCGUCAAACAAGAACAGUUUUGGCUCAGGUGACCCGGUCACUGGUGCCGAGUUAGAAGAGUUGGAAGAUCAAGUGUCCUUUCUAGAGAAAGAAUCCAAAGAACUUUUCAAAGACUAUAGCUCCGAAAGCUUAGAUCAGAAUGGCUUUUCUGAUGGUAUGGACAAAACUCCUGGACGACAUCGGAGGUUCACUGGAGAUUCUGGCAUUGAGGUUUGUGUUUGUAGUAGAGGUCACCAUGAUGACUUAAAAGAGCUUGACGGUUUAAUUGAUGAUGCGAUGGACAGCUUCUGUGACAGCUGUACUUCGUAUGAAGCCCAGCCUCGUAGAGAUGAAGAAGAAGGUAUUUUUGACCAGUCGGAGCGGUCAAGAGAUCCUGAGCACCAUCCUUUGCCACGUCAACCCAUAAGCUUGUUAAAUACCAUCAAUGAACAAGACUCUCCAAACUCUCACAGCAGCAACAGCUCCCGUGGCUAAAUUAAGCCCAAUAAUGCUAAACAAAGCCCAAUAAUGCUGAACAAAUAUUCAUUAAUGACUGUUCCACCUGUCUGUCUAAUUUUUUUUUUCAAUGUUAUGUACAUUUAAAGAAAACAAAAUAACGACUUGGGAAAUGCUCUACCAAAGCUGAAGGGAGCUGCUGCCAAUACGGUGUCCAAUGCUUCAAAUAAAGCCUUUACCCUUGGGCUUUUGGCAACCGUGAUUAUGGCGGUGGACUAGAAAGUCUAAAGGGAGAGUGGUAAUGACUUAAGAGCAAAGGAGGAGACUGCAGACUACUGCAUGACUAGAGUUUGUGGUCUGCAGAUUUCAGUUUUGUGAUGUGAGACAUUGUCAGUUUCUAGAGGCACUGGAUUUCUAUAUAUAGAUCUAGAUAUAUGGAGCCUUGUAUCUAGAUAUAUCUAUAUAUUUAAGUCGGUGUUGGCCAAACUGAGCCAACUCAAUGGGUGCACCUGUCGUUCAUAUUCUACAGAGCUCACUUAAGGGUUUGCUUGCUCUUAGGAACAGCUGACACGUAGGGAAAAAAAAGAAUACUUGUGUGUUAUUUACAAACCGUUGGCUGUGUUAACAGCUAACGUGUUUGUGGAAGAGCUCAGUGUAGGGACAGGAGCUCUUCUGGUUGUGAAUGUGGUAUGCUUAAUUGUAAACAACAUUAACAUUUAGUACAAAAAAAAAAAAAUCUUUUAAAAGUGGACAACCCCAAAUGGGAACAGACUCUUCAGUUUCAUUUAUUUUGCAAACUUUGUCAAUUUAAUUUACCCCCCUUGCUCGUACCAGAGCAGUCAUAAUGGGGCAUUUAAACGAGUCCCAACUUGCAGCUGGCCUGCUUGUACCAUUGUUCUCAAUUGGAAAAUUGCAAUUUAAUUAUUUUAUUUUUUUUCUGGACAAGCUUUUAAUCCAGAAUAAUAACCAUGAGAUUUUUAAUUUUUUUUUAUUUGUUUUUUGGUGGGCGGGGGGUUUCCAAUAAAAUAUUAAUGUGCCCCUUUAUGUCUUGUGCAAACAAGCUUCUACUUUCAUGGACUUUUUGUAAUCGAGAUCUUGAAACAUUUUGAGCAGUAUUUCUGUUUGUUUAUAGUUACAAUAUAAAAAAAAGUACUUCAAUGCAAUUUUUUUACACUGACCACUUGAAGAUAAAGAAAUAUAUAUAUCUCAAUAAAAGUGAAACUUGUGGUCAUAUGGUGAUCAUGCUUAUAUGAAUGCAUGCAUGUUAGAGUGUGUAUUUUGUAAGCUCACCGAAAUGUUACUUCCUGAUUGCAUUCAUUCGUUUUUGGGUUUUUAUGUUUUUUUGUUUGUUUUUUUUUUUUUUUUUAUGUGUUGAACAUUCCCUUAACUGAUGUGGGAAUUAUUUGUUUGUUGUAAAUUUCCAGAAAGUAUGUACAUUCUGUCAACCAAAAGUAGAAAUUUGGGAAACACGGUAAACAUUGAGAUUGGCUCAAGCAGAGUCACAUGUGGAAUGUUAGAAACUGUGCAACACGGAGUGCAUCAUGUAUAGAGCAAGGAUUGCUCUUUCCACAGGAAUUUUUUUCUGAAUAUUUUUUUUUCUUUUUUUAUACAACAAAUGUGCACUUCUGAUAUUUGCAACCGAAAUGUCUUUGUGGCAACUUUGAUCUUGACAAUUAUCUUGCACUGGAUUUUGUCAUUUGUUUGCUAAUUAAAACAAACCUUAAUUGCA
Pelobates fuscus (common spadefoot toad) is the source of this 2837-nucleotide messenger RNA. It is a transcript of the gene WBP1L, whose product is annotated as WW domain binding protein 1 like. The coding region runs from base 20 to 1147 and encodes 375 amino acids. The record is from RefSeq and is a predicted model, not a curated record. The transcript has 4 exons. Lineage: Eukaryota; Metazoa; Chordata; Amphibia; Anura; Pelobatidae.